Staurois parvus is the source of this 345-nucleotide messenger RNA. NCBI's taxonomy places the organism in Eukaryota, Metazoa, Chordata, Amphibia, Anura, Ranidae. The record is from the annotation of a GenBank genome assembly.
AUGUAUUAUAAGUUCAGCGGCUUCACUCAGAAGCUAGUCGGGGCGCCGUCGGUCGAGGCUUGCAGCCCGCAGGGGUUCCGACCUUUUACCAACCCCAAGGCUCCAGCCCCCAUUUUUGCAACACCAACAAAACCUUCAGGUGAACCCUCAGCUUCUUCCUUCUUGAUCAAAAACAGAGUGCCAGAGCUGCAGAAAUUCUUCCAGAAACCUGACGGCAUACCUGUCCACCUAAAAGGAGGAUAUUUCGACAGACUUCUGUACCGAACCACUAUGGCAUUAGCAAUCGGAGGGGUCGGGCUAUUGCCUCAUAGCGAUCUUCAUGGCCGCACAGCCCAGAAAAAAAUA